GCACCAUCAUGGUUUCAGUCAAAUUGUCCUCGCAAGAGUUGAGUGGUCAAGGCGAUAAAACGACGCCGCAGCCAGUUUCCUACCAAGAAAAGACAAGCCCAGAGCAAGCACAACCAGAGCAAAAGUGGUAUCAAAGCACGUUGAUUCGUGUGUGUUCGUUCAUUCUUAUCGUAGAGGCAUGUGAGCGCCUCUGUUACUACACUUUUUCUGGGUCGCAGAAAGCUUUCCUGCAACAGGCGGGAUACAGCAACUUUCAAAGUAGUUCAAUCAAUGCGGUCUUUUCCAUGCUGUCGUAUGUGACGACCAUCCUGGGAGGAUUUGUUGCCGACUCGUAUCUUGGACGCUAUAAGACAAUUGUAUUGUUUUCUUUUAUCUACGUGGUGGGCGUGUGUGUUACCGUAGUUACAUCUAUACCUUCCAUCAUGAAUGUACAGUUGUAUCUGGUAGGUACCUUAAUGUUAGUGUCUCUUGGGACUGGCGGCAUCAAGGCCAAUAUCAACAACUUUGGUGCAGAUCAGUACGAUCUGCGAAUCCCUGGCGAGCAGGCUGAACAGGAGAGAUUCUUCUCGUAUUUCUACAUGGUUAUCAACAUUGGUGCAGCCGUUGCUUAUGGAUAUCUCGUUACACUUGCAAGCUCUGGUCACCCGCCGGGCAUCCCGAAAGAGUACGGUUUUAUGUCGGCAUAUUCGAUUGCCGCUUGCUGCAUGAUAAUCGCAGUGGCUGUGUUCCUACUCGGAACCCCCAGAUACACGAAGAAGUUGGUGGAGGGUAAUAGUCUGGGAGGGUUAGCUUACUACAUUUGGGCGUGUGCGUUCAAGUCAGGUCAGCGUUCGCUCAAGGGAUUUUUGUCAUUCGUAGGAUGGAUAUGCUUAUGGUUGUCAAUUAUUAUGGCGCUUGUCCAAGCCUUCAUCACGUACGAAUGGCUUGGUUUCCUCACACUCGGUAUCGGCGCUAUUGCCGUAAUUUUACUCGCGGGUUGCCAUUUUCGAAAUGAUCACCUUGACGGAUGCGAAGAUCAGACCUUCCUCACCGUUAAAGAUGCCAAGAUGUUUCUCGACACUGUUCCCAUUAUCAUGGUGGGGAAUAUGGCGUUUCAAUGCGCAUAUAACACCAUGAUGAAUGUGCUUAUGUCUCAGGCUUGCCAGAUGGAUUUAAGAGUUGGGGGUGGACAGAUCAACGGCGCUUUCUUCAACAUCGCCGACUGUUUCGCGAUCAUUAUAUUCACGCCAGUUCUUGAGAAGGGGUUGUAUCCCCUGUUGGAAAUGGUACAACACAAGCCAGUUUCUCGUACACAAAAGCUCGUGGGUGGCCUUGUAAUCACCGUCGCCGCUAUGGCUAUUGCAGCUGUUUUGGAAAUCACCCGUCGCUCUGCCGAUGUUCUUGAGGGUGUCUCCUCCGACUGUGCACCUCUCACCGAAGAAGGCUUAGGAGUCUAUAUGAGUAAUCAAGCCGCUUGGUGGAUUUUCAUACCCUUCGGUCUUAUUGGUAUUGCUGAAAUAAUGGUUAAUCCGGUCUUGUAUUUCUUCACAUACACUCAAACUCCGUUCAAUACGCGUUCAUUGGCAAUGGCCUUUGUACUGAUGGUACAAGGAUCGUUGUCCAAUGUAUUCUCGUCUGCUUUCUCUACGGCGUUGCAGAGGUAUUACACAGAUGACCUUAACGACGGGCACCUUGAGUAUUUCUACUACCUUGCCGGUAGCAUGGCGGUGGUCGGUAUUCCUGCUUAUAUCUUGACUGAUCGGCAAUUUAUUGAGAAAAAGUUCGAUGGUCGUGGAGAUGACCGUCUAGCAAAUGCCAAUGACGGCGAAAGUAUAGUUGAACUUUGUGGCCACAUCAGCGCUGAGGAUAAGGUCGUUCUUGUAUAAGAGGGCAAAGAGUAGAUUUAGAAUUGUGCAACAUAUCGGCAAAUAAGUACCGUGGUGUAUUGUAUACAGGGCAAUUAUUAUUAAUAAACAGAAGAUAAC
This is a messenger RNA of Sphaeroforma arctica JP610, 1964 nucleotides long. RefSeq lists its product as hypothetical. Gene Ontology annotation, biological process: transmembrane transport; oligopeptide transport. The coding region runs from base 9 to 1865 and encodes 618 amino acids. Gene Ontology annotation, molecular function: transmembrane transporter activity. The transcript has 2 exons. Gene Ontology annotation, cellular component: membrane. Lineage: Eukaryota; Ichthyosporea; Ichthyophonida. The record is from RefSeq and is a predicted model, not a curated record.